CUACAACCAAUGGAAUCCAAAAUUCAACUCUUUUUCUUCACCCUUUUCCUCCUCACUCUUACCACCCAUGCAAAAACUCUUCAAACUUACAUAGUUCAGCUACACCCUCAUGCCAUAACCAGCUCUAUCUUCACCUCCAAACUCAAAUGGCAUCUUUCAUUUAUACAACAAACCAUUUCCUCAGAUGAGGACCCUUCUUCACGCCUCCUCUAUUCUUACCGUUCAGCCAUGGACGGUUUUGCAGCUCAGCUAACUGAGUCUGAGCUUGAGUACCUACAAAAGUUACCUGAUGUUAUCUCAAUUAGGCCAGACCAAAAGCUCCAGAUUCAGACCACAUAUUCUUACAAGUUCUUGGGAUUAAACCCCGCAAGAGAAAAUGGUUGGUUUCAAUCUGGAUUUGGCAGGGGAACCAUAAUUGGGGUGCUUGAUACUGGAGUGUGGCCAGAGAGUCCUAGCUUCAAUGAUCACGGAAUGCCUCCAAUUCCCAAGAAAUGGAAGGGUAAAUGCCAAGCAGGACAAGCCUUUAACUCUUCCAAUUGUAACAGAAAACUCAUUGGUGCAAGGUACUUUACCAAAGGCCAUUUUGCAGUAUCACCUUCAAGAAUUCCAGAAUAUCUCUCUCCAAGAGACUCAUCUGGACAUGGCACACACACUUCUUCCACAGCUGGUGGAGUUGCAGUGCCAAUGGCAAGUGUUUUUGGUUAUGCAGCUGGUGUGGCAAGAGGAAUGGCUCCUGGUGCUCACAUUGCAAUCUACAAAGUUUGCUGGUUCAAUGGCUGCUAUAACUCUGAUAUCAUGGCUGCAUUGGAUGUGGCAAUCAGAGAUGGUGUGGACAUUCUAUCAUUGUCUCUUGGUGGCUUCCCAGUGCCUCUUUAUGAUGAUAGUAUUGCCAUUGGUAGCUUUAGAGCAAUGGAGCAUGGGAUUUCAGUUAUAUGUGCUGCAGGAAACAAUGGCCCAAUAGCAAUGUCUGUUGCCAAUGAAGCUCCUUGGAUUGCUACUGUUGGUGCAAGCACACUAGAUAGGAAAUUCCCAGCUUUAGUUCGCAUGGGUAAUGGACAAGUUCUCUAUGGAGAAUCCAUGUACCCAAUGAACAGAAUAAUGAGCAAUGACAAAGAACUUGAGCUGGUUUAUUUGACUCAUGGAGAAAUGGAGAGUCAAUUUUGCCUUAGAGGGUCUCUUCCAAGGGACAAAGUUCAAGGCAAAAUGGUGGUCUGUGAUCGAGGUAUCAAUGGAAGAGCAGAAAAAGGCCAAGUUGUGAAGGAGGCUGGUGGUGCUGCUAUGAUCUUGGCAAACACAGAGCUAAACUUGGAAGAGGAUUCAGUUGAUGUUCAUGUCUUGCCAGCAACUUUGUUAGGAUUUGAUGAAUCAGUCACCUUGAAAGCUUACAUAAACUCUACAACGAGGCCUCUUGCUCGAAUUGAAUUUGGAGGAACUGUAAUAGGGAAGUCUAGAGCUCCAGCAGUAGCAAGAUUUUCAGGUAGAGGACCAAGUUUUUCAAACCCUUCAAUCCUCAAACCAGAUGUUAUAGCUCCAGGAGUGAACAUCAUUGCUGCAUGGCCUCAGAACCUUGGUCCUACAGGUCUUCCAGAGGAUUCUAGAAGAGUGAAUUUCUCUGUCAUGUCUGGUACCUCAAUGGCAUGUCCUCAUAUUAGUGGAAUUGCUGCUCUUAUUCGUUCAGCUCACCCUAGUUGGACCCCUGCAGCUAUCAAAUCUGCAAUCAUGACAACAGCUGAGAUAACUGACCACACAGGAAGUCCAAUUCUAGAUGAAGAUAAACCAGCUGAUGCUUUUGCCAUAGGAGCAGGAAAUGUGAAUCCACAAAGAGCAUUAAAUCCAGGACUUAUAUAUGACAUUAGGCCUGAUGACUAUGUUACACAUCUUUGCAGCAUUGGAUAUACAAGUUCAGAAAUAUUCAGUAUCACUCACAGAAAUGUUAGUUGCCAUGCAAUCAUGCAGAUGAAUAGAGGAUUCAGCCUUAACUAUCCUUCAUUCUCAGUAACUUUUAAGGAUGGAAUGAGGAGAAAGAUGUUCAGCAGGAGACUAACAAAUGUGGGAAGUCCUGACUCCAUCUACUCAGUGGAGGUUAUGGCACCUGAAGGAGUGAAAGUGAUAGUGAAACCCAAGAGACUGGUAUUUAAACAAAUAAACCAAAGCUUGAGUUACAGUGUAUGGUUUCUAUCAAGAAAGAGGGCUAAAAAGGGUGAUGAUAUUAUGACCUUUGCAGAUGGGCAUUUGACAUGGGUACACUCACAAAAUGGUUCUUACAAGGUUAGAAGCCCAAUAGCAGUGACUUGGAAGUCUAAGUAG
Gastrolobium bilobum is the source of this 2307-nucleotide messenger RNA. RefSeq names its product subtilisin-like protease SBT1.2. Gene Ontology annotation, molecular function: serine-type endopeptidase activity. NCBI's taxonomy places the organism in Eukaryota, Viridiplantae, Streptophyta, Magnoliopsida, Fabales, Fabaceae. The record is from RefSeq and is a predicted model, not a curated record. Gene Ontology annotation, biological process: proteolysis. Bases 10 to 2307 code for a protein of 765 amino acids. The transcript has a single exon.